Tetrahymena thermophila SB210 is the source of this 2334-nucleotide messenger RNA. RefSeq lists its product as hypothetical. The record is from RefSeq and is a predicted model, not a curated record. NCBI's taxonomy places the organism in Eukaryota, Ciliophora, Oligohymenophorea, Hymenostomatida, Tetrahymenidae. The transcript has a single exon.
AUGCUAAGAAAGAUCCUGAAGAUCAGCGCUUAUAGCGUUCCGUUUGGUGUUGCUUACUACUAUAUUCAAAAUAACCAAAAGAAUGAUAUAAUUAUGCAUCAAAAAGUUACCUAGAUGUCUGAAGAAGAAUUUGAAUAGCUUUUUGAAAAUGUGGAAGGUCAGCCUGUAGAAGUAUUUAAGUAAGAAAACUAAUAUUAAGAAUUAGAGAAAUAACUAUCAAGAGAAUAGUCGCUAUUGUAGAAGAAAUCUCUUUAUAAAAUGUUAUAAGAAUCAAACAGCAUGUUAUCUAAGUUUGUCACAGAAGAGUAAAAUCAACUGAGAGAUUUCUUUGAGUAUGAAAAGAAUAGAGUCAUUCAAGAUGGUAAUGAGUUUGCAGAGCUUGCUAAGUAAGAGAAAGAAUAAGUAUAAGAAUUCUAUACUGACAAAAAGAAUAAUAUUUAGAAUGGAAUAAUCAAAAUUAAUUAAUUAGCAAAAGAAGAAAAAGAUUAAAUUCAAAACUUUUAUAAAAGUUAGAAGUAAAACUUGAGUGAAGGUAUUAAUAAAGUUAGCGAAUUUGUUGAAGAAGAAAAGAAAUAAAUCAAUUAAAUCUAUCAUGAAAGUUUAUAACAAGGCACAACCUAAAUUAAUAAAAUUGUUUAAGAUGAAAAGGCUCAUUUGAGUAAUUUAAUAAGUCAAGCAAAGUAGAAUCUUCAUCAAAUUGUAGAAUAAGAAAAAUAACUUGUAAAUAAAGGAAUAGAUACUGUAAAUUAAUUUAUUGAUUUAGAAAGAUAAUAAAUUAUUGGAUUAUACAAAACUGAGAAGUAAUUAAUCGCCAACAAAAUUAAUUAAUUGAUUUAGUUAGAAUAAGAUUUAGUUAAUAGCGUUAAGAAUAAUUAGAAAAACAAAAUUGAUAAAAGUGUGGAAAAGAUUACCAGCUUGAUUACCACUGAAAAGGAAAAAGUGAAAGAAUUUUAUAAUUAUGAGGUAGGAAUGUUGAACGAAGACAUCAAUAAGGUCAAUUAAAAAAUAAAUGAUGAAACAAGCUAGAUGAGAGAGUAUUACUAGAAUGAACUAGAAACUAUUUAGAAAGAAGUUGAUAAAUUGGGUUCCAUCUUUAAUAGUGAAAAAUAGGUAGCAACCUCUUUCUAUAAUGAUAAAGCUAGCUAAAUAAAUUAAGAAACUAGCAAAGUAAGCUAGUUUUUAUAAGAAGAAAAGCAACUAGUCAAAUCUUUCGCAGAGAAAGAAAAAGAGUAACUUAAGAAAGGUGUUGACAUAAUUAAUACUUUUGUCUCAAAAGAAAAAGAGUAGGUGAAGGAAGUUCUUUUAAGUAAAAAAUCAGUUAUAGACGAGAGUCUUUCAGUUGUAAACAAGCUUAUAGAGGAAGAAAAGUAGUACUUGAAAUCUAUUUAUGACUAAGAAAUGGAAAUGUUGAAGUCUAAGUUAGCUGAAAUCAAAAAAAUGAUAGACUAAGAAAGGAGUCAGCUUAACGAGUUUUAUUUGAGCGAGAAAGAGUAGUUUGAUAGAGACGUGAAAAAGAUAAAUAAUUUUGUUAGCAAAGAAUAAGAACAAGUUAGAAGUAUUUAUGAUCUAACUGUCAAUAAACUUUAAUAAACUUCUCAAGAAGUCAACUAAUUUUUAAUUGAUGAAAAGAAUUUCGUUAAAGGUUUUUACGAUUACCAAAUGGAUCAAAUAAAAGACAGUAAUAAAAAAUUGAAUUAGGAUACUGAUUUGAGUAUAAUUACUUAGAUAAAUUGCAUGAUAAAAGAGGAGAUAACCAAGUUAAUCAAAGAAGAGUCUGAAAGGAUCAAGAAAGAUUCAAAUAUAGUAAUGAAUAACUAUAUUGAAUCGAGAAAGCAUGCGUCUGAGUUUAUAGAAAAUCAGUAUAAGAAAGUUAUAAAUAGUGGCCCUGAAGACAGUAAGCUAAGAUAACUAGAAAGAAUGAUUUAUGAAGACAUCGUCAAACAAGCAAACUAGGUGUAUAAUGUUAUUAAAAAUGCUGAAUUGGGUUUCACAGAAUUCUCUUAAUAUGAUAAAAUAAAAGAUAGCUAAGCUGAUUCAAAAUAAGAAAAACAUUUCACAGAAUACGAAAGUGAACUCAUAAAGAACGACAAAUAGAAAGUAUUAGAUUAUUAUUAAAGUAAAUCAAAAUAAAUGGCAAAAGAAAUAAUAGAAUAGAAAAAAAUGCAAAGUGAAUAACAUAAAAUGGACGAUCAAUCCAUGCAGUAGAUUAACAAGAUUAUUGGUUAAGUCUUAGGCAACUACUUCUAAGUAAUUUAAAAAAAUAAAGAUUUAGAAAUCAAAAAAUAAGUCUAAUCAUCAGAAUUCACUAAGCAGUUUGACUAAAAUGCUGAAUGA